Solanum verrucosum is the source of this 1019-nucleotide messenger RNA. RefSeq lists its product as uncharacterized. Bases 212 to 520 code for a protein of 102 amino acids. NCBI's taxonomy places the organism in Eukaryota, Viridiplantae, Streptophyta, Magnoliopsida, Solanales, Solanaceae. The record is from RefSeq and is a predicted model, not a curated record. The transcript has 2 exons.
UGGGCUCAUACGUAUACCUCUCAGUUUAGCAUUUUCUUCUUCGUCUUCCUUUUCCGUUGGAACAGUGUAGCAGUUAAUUCGGAGGAUCGUCUCUUCAAUUACGAAUCCACCAUUAACUAGGUGUAGUUCGUUGCUUCUGAAUUUGCAAUUGAAAUUGAAGGCAAAAAUUCGAUUGAGAUCGGAGAAUCAGGUUUUCCGAUCGUUUGGGAACAUGAUAACAAGGUCUAAACUGGUUGAGCAGCUCAGAGAUUAUCAGAUCCGAUCUCAACACAAGUGCCCUCCUCUUACUUUCUUUUCCCCAAAGCUUCAUCUCUCCAAUUGGGCUGAUGUUGCAGUUGCUGUGUUCUGCGCCUUGUUAUUUGGUGUGCUUAUAUUAUCAUCAUAUGUGGCCCUUUAUUUACAACAUUACUGGAGUUCCUUUCUCAUUAUAUGCCUUGCCAUUACCCUUCCAGUGCGUCUGAGAAUGUUACGGCAGGCUCAUGCAAGAAAGAAAGUAAGACAGUUACCUUUGUCUAUGUGAACUUCCUUCUACUUCUGCAAGCACCAAACAGCGGUUUAAGUGAAAGGAAUACCUCUUGCACAAAAGUGCUCUCUGAUUGUAGUAAUACAGUUCUUUGAUCUUCGUCACAUAAGCUGACCGAUCUUCUGCUGUGAAAGAUGGGGCACACCCUUCAUAUUACUUUUGAUGACCCAUUCAUUAAGAAACAUGAUUUAGACGAGCAAUUAUCUCCCUGUGAAAUGAACAACCAGAGUCCAGAGCUCAAGGUUUCAGCUAUUUUAAUAAUUCUUGCUUUGUUGUAAACUAAACUUGAUGGGUAAAAAGAUGCUCAGUUCUGGAUAAUUUCCAAGCAGAUGCGCUGAUUGUAGUAAACUUUGAAGCGUAUGUAGAGAUUAACACAUAGUAUCUGAAUGAUCUAAAUCAUCAGAUAAUAGUCGUUGAACGGUUGAAAUGACUUAGGUUCAGGAAUAUUAUACUGAACCGUGUAGAAAAGAUAGAGUUAUGUAAGAGAAAUAGUAUU